Messenger RNA from Hymenoscyphus albidus, 782 nucleotides. The record is from the annotation of a GenBank genome assembly. Lineage: Eukaryota; Fungi; Ascomycota; Leotiomycetes; Helotiales; Helotiaceae.
ACAAAUGUUCACUUCUACAAAGCCGAUGUCACAUCACCCGAAGAAGUAGCUCAAGUAGCAACCGAGAUUCGCGCUCAACAUGGUAAUCCAACAGUCUUGAUCAACAACGCAGGAAUCGCGGGCUCGAAGUCCAUUCUUGUGGAACCUAUUGAGAGUACGAAGACGGGUUUUGCGGUUAAUGUAUUGGCGCAUUUUAUUUGUAUCAAGGAAUGUUUGCCUGCGAUGGUGGAGAAGAAUCAUGGUCAUAUUGGUUGUUUAACUAGCACUGCGAGCUUUAUUACUCCUUCUGGGGUGAGUUGCUGACUCAACAGGUGACUCAACAGGAAGGUGGGGUGAAAAGAGAGUGCUGACUGCAUAGUAGUUUUCUAGCUAUGGUAGCUCCAAGGCUGCGGCAAUGGCUUUCAUGGGGGCUUGGUUUCGGAACUCAAAUGUCGACAUAAGGCUCCUGAUAUUCGAACCAGGUAUAUACUUUCCGAAAACCUUCCCUGGAUUCUUUAUGUUCACCGGAAGCAUACGACUAAUGGGGAGAUAGCAUCAUCUAUCCGGCCUGAGUUCGUACACCAAUGACCAAACCAUUGUACUCACGUCCUGAUUGAAAACCACCACUCCUCGAACCACAAGACAUCUCAAUCCUCGUCAUUCGACAGGUCAUGUCCGGCAGAAGUGGACUGAUCCUUGUGCCGGCAUCGUUGGACUUCUUGAGAAGAUUGAGAGGCAUGCCAAUUUGGUAUCAAAUGUUUAUUCGUGGCCAAGCUGGCAAUUUGCUGGCUAAAAAUGGGAAG